GAAUUGUGUUAGAUUUCCACAUAAUCAAAUUAGUUACGUAUCCAUGCAUAAUUUAUCAAUAAUUUGGAACAGAGCAUGUAAUAUCAUUGUUUUGGAUAUUAACGUUAUUGUACCACCACUCCAAUUUGAAUCUAGUAAUAUAUUUUAUGGUAAAUUGUUGAAUGAUUUGUCACUUGUCAAGUACUGUAUUACGUUAAGAAUCAUAUAUAAGUCAAAUUUGCGUUAUACCUUGAAAAAGAAUUAUUGUGUACUACAUUAAUAUGUACUACUGUCUGUUUUGUUUUUAAAUGUUUUUAACAAUACUGAAUAACACCACAAUAAUAUUCAAUUUUUCUCGAUUUAAGAAAAAUAUUAUUUCCUUGGACAACCUCUAUAGAUACAUGUGUGUGUAGUAGUAGACAAAUGUAAAUAUUACAAAAAUUGUAGUACAAUAUAAGUUUGACCAAUAUUUCAUUCUAACUCACUAAUAUUCUCUUUGCUCCGUCUUCAAUUCAAACAUCAAACACACUCACACAGAGAGAUACACAUAUGCUACAUUAAUUGAUGUGCAUUUAUAUACUGAGUAGUUUGAUCAGAAGAAACGACUGAGAAAAUCCACUCUUGAUUGAUGGAUGAUGAGACGUUGUGGAAAGUUUCCAAGAAAGAUUUCAUCUUCGAAACCACUCAUUUCUCUUCAAAACAUCAUGUUUUCACACGAAGCUUCUCAACAAAAACUUCGUCUUCGUCUUCUUCAAACCCCGUAUUCACACGAAGUUUCUCAACUAAACCCACUUCGUAUUCUUCAUCAUCAGAGCCCACCUUUAGACGUAGUUUCUCUGCAAAGCCUACUCCUUCGAAAUCUCCGUUUCUAUCUAGAAGCGGUUCAACGAAAUGCCAAGCUGAUGGUACAUCUUCCACGACUUCUUCUGCUUCCAAGUGUUCCAUCUCUCGGAGCUUGUCUCAGAAAGGAGCUUCGGUGACCCGAAAGUGUCGUAAUAUGGCCAAGGAGCACAAGUCUCGGUUUUACAUCAUGAAACGCUGCGUUUCAAUGCUCGUUUGUUGGCACAAACAUGCCUGAGAGAUCAUCGUUAUGAAUGUGAAGAGACAAGACUAGGUUAAAUAAUUACAGAUUUUUUACUCUCUUUUUUUUUUUCGUUUCAUUUUCUUUACACAUCUUUUAAUUUUUUGAAAGCACAAAUCUGUAUCGAUGAUACACUCAUUUCCAUUUUAAUUAAAUGUA
This is a messenger RNA of Camelina sativa (false flax), 1219 nucleotides long. Its product is annotated as small polypeptide DEVIL 18-like. The record is from RefSeq and is a predicted model, not a curated record. Gene Ontology annotation, biological process: negative regulation of cell population proliferation. NCBI's taxonomy places the organism in Eukaryota, Viridiplantae, Streptophyta, Magnoliopsida, Brassicales, Brassicaceae.